This is a messenger RNA of Chelonus insularis, 1120 nucleotides long. RefSeq names its product almondex (gene amx). The transcript is spliced from 6 exons. The record is from RefSeq and is a predicted model, not a curated record. Bases 275 to 967 code for a protein of 230 amino acids. NCBI's taxonomy places the organism in Eukaryota, Metazoa, Arthropoda, Insecta, Hymenoptera, Braconidae.
CACACUCUUGAAAACUAGUGGGAAUAAGCCGUAUGAAUAUUAUUGUUUGUAAUACGAAAUGUCUCGAAUCAAUUAUUUGCAAAACAGUGUUUCUCAAAAAUUAUUUUUACUGAUAAUUUUUUGAGAUUAAUCUCUAUUUUAAUAUAAUUAUUUAGUUUCAAUAUACUUUUCAACAUAUAAUGUCUAGUGUGUAAUAUAAAUGAAUGUGUAGUUUACGAAUAACAAUCAAAUAUUAUCAUAAAAAUAGUGAUUGUUCAUUGGUAUAAACAACAAAAUGAAUAUCGUUAGAAUAAAUUCGAAAAAUGUAUUUUUUAUUAUAUUUGCUUUGAUAUCUAAUACAAUUCGCGAGGCCAAUACAGGAUAUGAAGGGAUGUUGAGUUCUGCUUAUACAAAUGUAACACCCGCAAAUAGUAAUAAAAAGGAUGAUAAUUUUGGGACAUGUUCAGUAGGAAAAUUAUGCUCUGAAUUAGGAGGAAAUUGUUUAAAGUGUGAUAUAAAUCCAAAUUGUGUUUAUGGAUCAACAUAUUCCAUUAAUUGUACAGCUCCUGAUGUGAUUGAUUGUUUAGGUGACAGAUCGUUUACAAAGCAAUACAUCUGUAGAUAUUGUUAUCAAACAGAAAAUUGGGAACAUAAGUGUCAUUUAAAAAAUUCUUGCAGUUCUGUAGCUUCACCUUUACAAUAUUACAGGACAAAUUGUACGGUCAAUAACGAUAUAAUAUGCUUAGGAAGACGAAAAUUCAUGAAAAAUUUACGAUGUAAUUGGACAGGGGGAUAUCGAUGGUCUACUGCCCUUAUAUUGAGUAUAACUCUAGGUGGCUUUGGUGCCGACAGAUUUUAUUUGGGUCAUUGGCAAGAAGGCAUAGGAAAAUUAUUUAGCUUCGGUGGAUUAGGUGUAUGGACAUUGAUUGAUGUUAUGCUCAUUUCGAUGCGAUACCUAGGUCCUGCUGAUGGUUCACUAUAUAUUUAGUGAUGACUAAAGCAAAUUAUUCCAUUUUAUUCAUAAUUUUAUUUAAUUUCAUAAGAACAUAAAAAAAUGCUUUAUUUCAUAAAAACCUUCAAUAUAAAUAAGGAUAAAGUAAAUUAUUUUCAAAUAUCUUUUCUAUUUACAUCAAUAUCUUAU